CCGCAAGUGCAAUGGAUCCGGUGAAGGUUCUCAUCUUCGGAACAAUAGCAACAGCUGAAGACUUCGAGAACGACGACCUCUUCGUGCACUACUUCUUUCAUCUGGAAAAUGGUUGGACCUCAUCGUGUCCGCUGUUCGGCGUGACCCAGUGUUCCCGGACCAGGUCCAAAAGACGCGUGGAAGUGGCGCACUUUUCGCACCCGUUCGAGAUCGAGCUGGAAAGGACGGCGGCCGACGUCGACCAGGAAGGCGAGUCCCUGUCCUUCUCAGGUGUUGUCAGUGGCCUCGCAAUCAAGUGGCGAGAAAUUGACACUAAUUCCCCCGACCGGACUGAAAGGCAGAAAAAGAAGGAGAAAAAACUUAACCGACGUACAAUAGGGGGGAGGAUGUGCACACCCAACGCACAUAUUAGAAUCCAUGCGAAGUGA
Molecule: messenger RNA, 428 nt
Organism: Dermacentor silvarum
Lineage: Eukaryota; Metazoa; Arthropoda; Arachnida; Ixodida; Ixodidae
Exons: 4
Coding region: 12-428 (138 amino acids)
Biological process (GO): cilium assembly
Cellular component (GO): MKS complex
Source: RefSeq, a predicted model, not a curated record